Messenger RNA from Ogataea philodendri, 435 nucleotides. RefSeq lists its product as uncharacterized. Bases 1 to 435 code for a protein of 144 amino acids. Lineage: Eukaryota; Fungi; Ascomycota; Pichiomycetes; Pichiales; Pichiaceae. The record is from RefSeq and is a predicted model, not a curated record. The transcript is spliced from 2 exons.
AUGAGACUCCGCCUUGAAGAUGAGCUUUCUAGGCCGUUUGCAUUGUACCUGGAUGCAAAAGAAUCUGCAGGCGAAUCUGCAGGCGAGUUUUCGUUCUUCCUAUUUUUCAGAAAUUCUCGAACCUCGCUCUUUUCUGGUGGCUCCCCUGGCAAAGUUCCGCAUGAGGUAUUUGUCGUAGUCGCGGAUGAUCUUGGUGAUGAUAUCACUGGUGCUGAUUCCUUCGGUUCUCUGGGUGGCCAGAAACAUGCCUGCCUGCUUCAUCGGCUUGUAGAUGUCGUCGAUCCCCUGUGCUUCGUACGGAAGAUCAUCGUGCGCACAGAAAUCGAUCUUGUGUUUUCUCAGAAAAUCAAUCGUCAGGAUCCACGGUGCGUCCUCGAUCACCUCAUCCACCCACUUGCAGUGUCUCAACGUCUCGUACCGCUGCUUGUCGCUUAG